Messenger RNA from Funneliformis geosporum, 280 nucleotides. The record is from the annotation of a GenBank genome assembly. Lineage: Eukaryota; Fungi; Glomeromycota; Glomeromycetes; Glomerales; Glomeraceae.
AUGUCAGAAGAAAAUAGAAAAUGUGCUGAAUGUAGAAAAAUUAUAGAGAGCCAUGUUAAAGGGCAGAAAGAAUUAGCAAAAGUAAAAAGAGAACAUGAAAAUAAUAGAAAUAAUUUCCUUGGUUAUAAAAACAGCGAAGAAGCAAAAAAAAAAGAGGAAGAUAUUAAAGUCUUAGAAAAAAAUAUUGAGGUUAAAGAAAAACAACUGCCUGAAUUCACUUGUUUGAAAAAUAGCACUUGUGGAAAAGACGGAACGGCAUAUACGAAAAAUUGCUCUAAAU